This is a messenger RNA of Juglans microcarpa x Juglans regia, 564 nucleotides long. RefSeq lists its product as uncharacterized. Bases 1 to 564 code for a protein of 187 amino acids. Gene Ontology annotation, molecular function: nucleic acid binding; RNA-DNA hybrid ribonuclease activity. The transcript has a single exon. The record is from RefSeq and is a predicted model, not a curated record. NCBI's taxonomy places the organism in Eukaryota, Viridiplantae, Streptophyta, Magnoliopsida, Fagales, Juglandaceae.
AUGAGGGGAUUGUGGAUGAGAAUGAACAAUUUUAUUUUUGACAACAAAUUUAUGAACCCGAGCAGCAUUAUCAGAUCUGCAAGAGAAUCCUUGGAAGAAUACCACUUAGCAGAGGAGGGACUACCAGUUUCAAGUAGAGAAUGGGUCAGUCGAGUAGAAGUCAUCCAGAAAUGGUCUCCACCAGGAGCAAACAGCUUUAAAGUUAACUGGGAUGCAGCUUGUAAUAUCAAACAAAGGAAAAUGAGGAUAGGAGUCAUUAUCAGAGAUGAAAAUGGGGCAGCUACAGCAACAUAUUGUGGAUUCAAAGGCAACGUGGACCAACCAGUAAUAGCAGAAGGGUUUGCUCUUAGAAAAGCUAUGGAACUUUGCAGAGACUUGGGACUCAACAAAGUGACAUUCGAAGGAGAUGCUCAAAACAUUGUAAGAGCAGUUUAUAGUCCAGAUGAAGAUGUAUCAUGCUUGGGCAGUAUUAUUGAAGAUUCAAAGUCUUUUUUAUCUGAGUGGUCCAAUUGGGCAGUUCAAUACACACAGAAAUACAAACACAGUAGCACACAAUUUGGCUAA